Messenger RNA from Octodon degus (degu), 1264 nucleotides. It is a transcript of the gene Ptpa, whose product is annotated as protein phosphatase 2 phosphatase activator. The transcript is spliced from 10 exons. Gene Ontology annotation, biological process: mitotic spindle organization. Gene Ontology annotation, cellular component: nucleus; cytoplasm; protein phosphatase type 2A complex. NCBI's taxonomy places the organism in Eukaryota, Metazoa, Chordata, Mammalia, Rodentia, Octodontidae. Gene Ontology annotation, molecular function: peptidyl-prolyl cis-trans isomerase activity; protein tyrosine phosphatase activator activity. Bases 196 to 1167 code for a protein of 323 amino acids. The record is from RefSeq and is a predicted model, not a curated record.
CCCGGCGUGCUCCGCGCCAGCAUGGCGGCUGCUUUCGCGGGGGUGACUUCGGUCGUCGCUUUCUGCCGUUAGCCGCCGGUACUCCUUUCUCUUCCGCAAGCUUGGAGCUCGUGGCGGGAGCCGGGUCAAGGGAGGGUGUGGCUGCGACGUUGAGCGGAGCCCACGGGGACCGGGGCUGGCCGCUGGCGGGAGAAGAUGGCUGAGGGCGAGCGGCAGCCGCCCCCAGAGUCUUCAGAGGAGACUCCUCCAGCCACACAGAACUUCAUCAUUCCAAAGAAAGAGAUCCACACAGUUCCGGACAUGGGCAAAUGGAAGCGUUCUCAGGCAUAUGCUGACUACAUCGGAUUCAUCCUCACCCUCAAUGAAGGUGUGAAGGGGAAGAAGCUGAGCUUGGAGUAUACAGCCUCCGAGGCCAUUGAGAAGUUGGUUGCUCUUCUCAACACCUUGGACAGGUGGAUUGAUGAAAUCCCCCCAGUGGACCAGCCCUCUCGCUUCGGGAACAAGGCCUUCAGGACCUGGUAUGCCAGGUUGCACGAGGAAGCAGAAAACUUGGUGGCCACAGUGGUCCCCACCCACCUGGCAGCAGCUGUGCCUGAAGUGGCUGUCUACCUGAGGGAGUCUGUGGGCAACUCCACACGUAUCGACUACGGCACAGGGCAUGAGGCGGCCUUUGCCGCUUUCCUCUGUUGCCUCUGCAAGAUCGGGGUGCUGCGGGUGGAUGACCAGAUAGCCAUUGUCUUCAAGGUGUUCAAUCGCUACCUAGAAGUUAUGCGGAAACUCCAGAAGACCUACCGGAUGGAGCCAGCUGGCAGCCAGGGCGUGUGGGGCCUGGACGACUUCCAGUUCCUGCCCUUCAUCUGGGGCAGUUCGCAGCUGAUAGACCAUCCGUACCUGGAGCCCAGGCACUUUGUGGACGAGAAGGCCGUGAAUGAGAACCACAAGGACUACAUGUUCCUGGAGUGCAUACUGUUCAUCACUGAGAUGAAGACUGGGCCGUUCGCAGAGCACUCCAACCAGCUGUGGAACAUCAGUGCAGUCCCUUCCUGGUCCAAGGUCAACCAAGGUCUCAUCCGCAUGUAUAAGGCUGAGUGCCUGGAGAAGUUCCCUGUGAUCCAGCACUUCAAGUUUGGGAGCCUGCUGCCCAUCCACCCUGUCACCUCCAGCUAGGAGGCCUGAGUCACAGAGCUACCCAGACUGGGUUCCUGUGCCCUUCCGACUCCAGCCCCACCCCCAUUCUUUCUAUUUGAGGAGAGGCUGUUUACUG